AGAAAACCGGCUCACUGGCGAGCAUACUUGUGUUUGCACUCCGUUUCCUUAUAUUGAACUUCCAUUUAACAGCAACCGGCUGGUUGUGAAUCGCUACAGCCACUUCUAAAUUCUAAAGAAUUCCGGAGUUGUUUCCUGUAAACUCGUCGUGACCCAUUUCCCGGUUUCUUAACUUGACGACGCCUUCUGACGUUAGCCGUAGAAACUAAAAGGAACUCACCUGGCUGGCUCGGGAACGGACGAGGAGGAUAAGAACUAACUAACUAACUAACUAACUAACUAACUAACUACCUAACUUGUAGUCUGUCUGGCUAUCACCAGACCGAGCUCAAUCUUUUAAGACUGAACGUUAAAUCAAGUCGCCGGCAGAUCGGCCUCGGUUUAUCCAGACUAUCAAACUUCUCCUCUAGAAAAACUAACUUUUCCACGAGCUGUCAGUCAAACCAUGUGAACUCGCGACCUGUUUUUGAGGAAAUUGUAGCUUCUUUUUUUUUUUUUUUUUUUUAAAAACGUUUAUGGCCCCGCGGACAGUGCGGUUUAUUAUUGAAGAAGUUAUAACUAACAGGAACUUCCGGGCUUGCGACUACAGCCCUAUAUACUGUCUUAUAUACUGUCUAUGCUACAGCCAGGCAUUUGGCACAGUGAGUAGGAAGCAUGGAUCUGGAAGGCGUUGUCACCCAUGGCAUCCCGCUGCAGACCUUCAAGACCAAUGGGAACGAUGGAGCGUCAUAUUCCUCUCAUGAACAGGGGGGAGCAGAUGAUGUAGAUGGUGCGCCCCACAGGAACCCUGAUACAACCGAGCGACAGGGGCUGCUUCCUGCACAGACUCCCAGUUGUAAUGGGGAGACGGUGGACCAUGCAGCAGGAGCUCAAAACAAACUGGGGAAUACAUACACUCCUCAAAAGAACAGCUCCGUGGACAGGAUAAAGAGAGAGCUGAAUGAGGUUGUCUACAGGAAAGUCAAACUGUGGAUGGUCAUCCUCUUCAUCUUUCUUCUCAUUGUGGCUGUGAUAAUAAUCUCGCUGUACCUGUGUUCAGUGAUCUACGAGGACGAGGAUGAGAACUUUGACCGUUCGUUGUUUACAGUUCCUCGGUCUUUCAAUGGGAGCUUCCAACUUCCCAAUCUGGUCUUUACAGAGGAACUUUCCACCCAUUCCUCCAAUGAAAGCCAAACACUCGCUGCUCACCUUCAAGAAAAGCUGGCUGGCCUCUACAGAUCCUCCCCUGCUCUGGGACGAUACUUCUCCGAAGCUGAGAUCUCUGCUUUCAGGAACGGUUCAUUCAUCGCUGACUACCAGCUGACAUUUGUCAUGCCUGAGGAUCAGCAAGAUCAGCUGAGGAACGUAACCCUGAGCAGGGAGAUGGUGUACAACGUGUUCAGACAGUUUCUGUAUGACCAGGAGCAGCCAGAUGAGUCGGGGCAGAUGUACAUUGAUCCAGUUUCCCUAAAAAUGUCUUUAAGACACUAGUGACACAUGUAGGGCUGUAUAUUGGCAAAGAUACGAUACGUAUCACGAUUCAAUAUCUUGCAAUAUAUUUCGAUACUGUGCGUAAGGCGAUAUAUUG
Messenger RNA from Perca flavescens (yellow perch), 1567 nucleotides. It is a transcript of the gene c15h3orf52, whose product is annotated as chromosome 15 C3orf52 homolog. The transcript has 7 exons. The record is from RefSeq and is a predicted model, not a curated record. Bases 655 to 1470 code for a protein of 271 amino acids. Lineage: Eukaryota; Metazoa; Chordata; Actinopteri; Perciformes; Percidae.